AACAGAGAGAGCAGCAACAAGAAGAAGCAACCAUGGUGAAAGCCUACCUCCGAUACGAACCGGCGGCGGCGUUCGGAGUAAUAGCCUCCGUGGACUCCAACAUCACCUACGACUCCUCCGGCAAGCACCUCCUCUCUCCGGCACUCGAGAAGAUCGCCGUCUGGCACGUGCGGCAAGGCAUCUGCACCAAAACCCUAACCCCUCCGCCUCCCUCACGCGGUCCUUCUCCGGCAGUCACUUCCAUCGCCUCCACUCCUUCCUCCUCACUGAUUGCUGCUGGUUACGGUGAUGGUAGCAUAAGGAUUUUGGAUUCUGAUAAGGGAACGUGUGAGACUACAUUGAAUGGACACAAAGGAGCUGUCACUGCUCUUCGUUACAACCAGGCUGGUUCGGUACUCGCUUCUGGUAGUAAGGAUAAUGAUGUUAUUUUGUGGGAUGUGGUUGGUGAGACUGGGCUGUUUCGUCUUCGCGGCCAUCGUGAUCAGGUGACUGAUGUUGUUUUUCUGAGUUCUGGGAAAAAACUUGUUAGUUCCUCUAAAGACAAGUUUUUGAGAGUGUGGGAUCUUGAUACACAGCACUGUAUGCAAAUUGUUUCUGGACAUCAUAGUGAAAUAUGGUCUGUAGAUGUUGAUCCAGGUGAAAGAUACUUGGUCACUGGUUCUGCAGACAAGGAGCUUCGUUUUUAUGGUAUCAAGCAUGAUUCUGUGGAUGGGGCGUCUGUAAAUGGUGGUGAUGAUUCUUCAGUUAGCAGCAAAUGGGAUGUUUUGAGGCUGUUUGGUGAAAUUCAGCGGCAAAGCAAGGAUAGAGUGGCAACAGUGCAGUUUAACAAGUCAGGGAAUUUGCUAGCUUGUCAAGUUGCAGGGAAGACAGUAGAAAUAUACCGAGUAUUGGAUGAUUCUGAAGCAAAACGUAAAGCAAAACGCCGGGUUCACCGCAAAAAGGAAAAGAAACAUGGCAAAGAGCCUUUGGAGGCAACUGAAAAUGGACACAAUAAUAAUGAGAACAAAGAAGAUAAUUCUACUGUCACUCAUGGGACCAUAGAAACAAGCAACCCCACUAUUACUGUCCCUGAUGUAUUUAAGCUGCUGCAUACUAUUAGAGCUAGCAAAAAGAUAUGCUCCAUUUCUUUCUGUCCGAGCACUCCAAAGAAUUCACUGGCUGGUUUAGCAUUGUCCUUGAACAAUAAUCUACUUGAGUUUUACUCCAUUCAAAGUAGUGAAACAAAUAAAACACUUGCUAUUGAUCUUCAAGGACACCGUUCUGAUGUUAGAAGUGUCACACUUAGUUCGGACAACAGUUUUCUAUUGUCAACCAGUCACAAUGCAGUAAAGAUUUGGAACCCAACCACAGGUUCUUGCCUAAGGACCAUUGAUUCUGGGUAUGGACUGUGCAGUUUAGUCCUUCCAACUAACAAGUAUGGACUUGUUGGAACUAAAGAUGGAACUAUUGAAAUUAUUGACAUUGGAAGUGGCACUUGUCUUGAAGCAAUUGAAGCUCAUGGUGGCUCUCUGCGCUCAAUUGCUGCCCUACCGGAUAAAAAUAGUUUUGUCACAGGAAGUGCAGAUCAUGAUGUGAAGUUUUGGGAAUACCAAAUUAAGCAAAAACCCGGUCAAGCUACUAAGCAACUAGCUGUGUCAAAUGUCAGGACUAUGAAAAUGAAUGAUGAUGUUCUUGUGGUUGCAAUAAGCCCUGAUGCCAAAUAUAUUGCCGUUGCUCUGUUAGAUAGUACUGUGAAGGUUCACUUUGUAGACACAUUCAAAUUCUUCCUUUCAUUAUAUGGCCACAAGCUGCCCGUUUUGUGCAUGGAUAUUUCAUCAGACGGAGAUUUAAUUGUGACUGGCUCUGCUGAUAAAAAUUUAAAAAUUUGGGGUUUGGAUUUUGGUGACUGUCAUAAAUCCCUUUUUGCACAUGAUGACAGUGUUAUGGCAGUGAAAUUUGUCCCAAAGACGCAUUAUGUGUUCAGUGUUGGAAAAGAUCGCAGAGUAAAUUAUUGGGAUGCUGAUAAAUUUGAGCGGUUGCUAACUCUUGAAGGGCAUCAUGCAGAUAUUUGGUGUCUUGCAAUUAGUAAUCGCGGUGACUUUAUUGUUACUGGGUCUCAUGAUCGUUCAAUCCGCCGCUGGGAUCGCACUGAAGAGCAGUUUUUCCUUGAGGAAGAAAAGGAGAAAAGGUUGGAGGAGAAGUUUGAGGCUGAUCUUGAUUAUACAUCUGAAAACAAGUAUGCACCGAAGGAAGAAAUACCAGAGGAGGGAGCUGUGGCCUUAGCUGGGAAAAAAACUGAGGAAACCCUUACUGCGACUGACUUAAUUAUUGAGAGAUUGGACAUUGCUGAAGCUGAAGAUAAGCGUAUUGCUGAACAUCAGGAGGAGAAAAAUAACAUAAAUAUUGCUGCUUUCCAAGCAAAUCCGCUUAUGAAUGGGCUUUCACCUUCUGAUUAUGUUCUAAGUGCAUUUUCAAACGUUCACUCCAAUGAUUUGGAGCAAACAUUAAUGGCUUUACCAUUUUCUGAUGCUUUGAAGCUUAUCUCAUACUUGAAAGAAUGGACUUCAUAUUCGGAUAAGGUAGAACUUGUUUGCAGGAUAGGCAUACUGCUAGUACAGACACAUCACAAUCAGCUGUUUGCCACACCAGCUGCCAUACCUCUCUUGACUGCUCUCCGUGAAUAUCAAUGUGUCAAGGAAUGGAAAGAUAAGUGUGGUUAUAACCUCGCAGCGAUGUAUCAUAUGCAGCAAAUGAUGGCUUCAAACUCAGAAGCUCCUUUCCAUAACGCAAGAUCAAUGCUGCUAGAGGCUAAACAAUCCAAACGCUCAGCAGAAAGGUCUGAUACUGGAUAUGUGAGGCCGAAGAAGAAGAAGAAGACGACAUAAAGUAUCCUGUUUGCCAACUAUAUGUUUAUGCGCCGGAUUAUGUUAAUGAUAUGUGUAUUUCAAUCACUCUGGAGAAAUUAGCCUCAAAUGGAAUAUAUGGGGUUGAUAGAAGAUUGCAGAUCCAGAGCAAAGGUAUCAUGUGCCUUUAGCAAAAAAAAAAUGGAGUUAAGAUUGGAUCAGCAGAGAAGGUAUACCCUGUCAAUCGUGAUUCUUUUUACCAGAAGAUUGCUGCUAUUAUGCAGCUUAUCAUGAGGUCAAGUUGGCAUCUUUAUUCGAAGAACAAGGUAUUCAUAGGUAUACUGUCAUCUAUGUGAGUGGCUUGGAAAAGGUAUACUAUAUGUAAACAUGAGAAAUUUUUCCUAAAUAUAAUGCAACUUUCUUUUCUGAACUAA
Molecule: messenger RNA, 3256 nt
Organism: Lotus japonicus
Lineage: Eukaryota; Viridiplantae; Streptophyta; Magnoliopsida; Fabales; Fabaceae
Exons: 12
Coding region: 33-2864 (943 amino acids)
Biological process (GO): maturation of SSU-rRNA
Cellular component (GO): Pwp2p-containing subcomplex of 90S preribosome; small-subunit processome
Molecular function (GO): protein binding; snoRNA binding
Source: RefSeq, a predicted model, not a curated record